AUGAAGCGAAGGCUUCUUCUCCUCCUCAUCCUCGCGCUCCUGGGUCUCCAACAGAGCCGCUGCUUUGAGUUUGUGAUCGACGGAGAAUGGGAGGACGAAGUGUCAGAUCUUCGGGAUCAUGGUGACAGACACAAGAGAGCGGUAUUGACCAGCGAGGAGCAGGAAGACUUUGAGGCCAUCCGUGGAGAUGACAUCACCGUCAAGAGCUACAAGGUGGAGAGCCGGAUCACGUCGCGGUUCGCUCACACCACCGUCCGCAGCUCGGUGGUCAACUCAGGCUCCAAAGCCCAGACCAUCGGCUUCAACGUGCAGAUCCCCAAGCGAGCCUUCAUCACCAACUUCACCAUGAAUGUCAACGGCAUCACAUUCACAGGCUCAGUGAAGGAGAAGACUGUGGCCAGGAAUCUGUACGCCCAGGCCCGAGCUAAAGGGAAGGCCGCUGGCAUCGUCAGGGCUAACUCUCAAGAAAUGGAGACGUUUAAGACAGAGGUACACGUCCCCCCCGGAAGCAACAUCGAGUUUGAGCUGCACUACCAGGAGAUGAUGCAGAGGAGGCUAGGAUUCUACGAGCACUUGCUGCACCUGCAGCCUGGAAGACUGGUGCCUCAGUUCCAGGUGGAUGUUUACAUCUUUGAGCCAAAGGGAAUCGCCAUGCUGGAAACGUCAAACAGCCUCGGCGAGAAGUUUUCCAACCGGGUCACAGUGACGCAGUCCCCGGGGAAGGGCCACGUGCUCUUCAAGCCAACCCUGCAGCAGCAGAGGAAGUGUGAAAACUGCACCGAAAGUGCCAUCGACGGAACCUUGAGCGUCAAAUAUGACGUGAAGCGGGACAGCAAUGCCGGCGAGCUGCAGGUCUCAGACGGGCACUUUGUCCACUUCUUCGCCCCAUCCAACAUGUCUCCGCUCCCCAAAAACAUUGUGUUUGUCAUCGACGUCAGUGGGUCCAUGUGGGGGGUCAAGAUGAAGCAGACAGUUGAGGCCAUGCAAGCCAUCUUGGAUGACCUCACCAUUGACGACCAGUUCAGCAUCAUCGACUUCAACCACAAUGUGCGAUGCUGGAGCGAAGACCUGGUCCCCGGAUCCACCGUACAAAUCGCAGACGCCAAGAAGUACAUCCAGAACAUCAAACCGGUUGGAGGCACCAACAUCAAUGAAGCGCUGAUGAAAGCAGUGCAGAUCCUGGUGAGGGCAUCCAAUCAGGGCCUCAUCGACCUUAGAUCGGUCUCCAUGAUCAUUCUGGUGUCGGACGGUGACCCCACAGUGGGCGAGAUCAAGCUGAGCACCAUCCAGAAAAACGUGAAGAAGGUGAUGAGGGAGGACUUCUCGCUGUUCUCUUUGGGCAUUGGCUUCGACGUGGAUUACGACUUCUUGGAGCGCAUCGCCAUGGACAACCGGGGCAUCGCUCAGCGCAUUUUCGCUAACCACGAUGCAGCCGAGCAGCUACGCAUGUUCUACAGCCAGGUAUCCAAUCCGCUUCUGCGGAGGGUCACCGUCCAGUUUCCGGAGGACUCUGUGUCCGACGUCACACAGAACCAGUUCGACAAAUACUUUGGCGGCUCCGAGCUGGUGGUGGCCGGCAAGGUGAAGCCGUCCGAGAGCGACACGUUGACUAGUUUCACCACCGCGUCGGGAGCCCUGCUGGACAUCACCCUGGAGACAGAGGUGGACACUUCGGAACUGGACACAGAGCUGGCAAAGCAGCAGCACUCCUUCACGGGCUUCGCCAGGCAGUUGUGGGCCUACAUCACCAUCAAACAGUUGAUGAGUGAGAGGUCUUUGGCGCCAACCGCCGUCAAGAAGCGAAAGAUCACCCAGCGCAUUCUGGCGUUGGCCAUGGAGCAUCAGUUUGUCACUCCACUAACGGCUCUUCUGGUGGAGAGCGAGGACAGCAAGGAGAGGAUGCUGGCUGACUCCCCGAAGGACCCCAAGCAAGGCUGCUGCUCAGGAAACUCAAUGGGAGGCAUUACGAGGACUUUGCCUCCAGUGAAGGUCGUUUAUCAACCUCCGCCAUGGGUCCAGAUGACCACGGAGGCCCCACCCAGUCAAGUGGAAAAAGGCCCUGAGGAGUGGACGUUGCCAAAGCAGGUCAACUUAGUGGACAACGACCCUCACUUCAUCGUGCACCUGCCCCAAAGCAACACGGACGUCUGCUUCAACAUCGACUCCAAACCUGGUCACAUCCUCAACUUGGUGACUGACAGAGGCACAGGUGUGACGGUGAAUGGACAAUUAAUCAGCAACAAAAAAGUGCAAAAAGGAAAGCAGAACACCUACUUUGGGGUCAUCUCCGUCUACUACCAGCCUGAUGGCGUCAGCGUCGCCGUCAGCACCGACCACAUCGCCUUCACCGACGGCAAGAACAACCACACUUUCACCUGGGGCGCCACGGCGGACAUCAGGCAAAACGGCGUGAGGAUCUCCAUCGUGAAGGACUCGCAGGUCUCCAUCACCAUCAACCACAGCAUCAAAGUGAUGGUUCUGCUCCACCGCGUGUGGAAGAAACACCCGGUCAAUGUGGACUUCCUGGGUCUCUACCUCCCCAAUGACAACCAGUACUCGCCACUGGUCCACGGUCUCAUAGGUCAGUUCUCCCAAGAGCCCGAAGUAAUCAUUUACGACAUCCACGACGGCGCCGAUCCCCUAAAGAAGGAAGCCACCAUGGAGGUGAAGGGCAACAAACUGCAAGUCACCAGGGGCUGGCAGAAGGACUACAGGCAGGACAAGCGACGCGGCACCGACGUCAACUGCUGGUUCGUGCACAACAGCGGCAAAGGAUUCAUCGACGGCCACUACAGCGCCUACAUUGUGCCCGACCCCGACAGCUUCCUCUAAUUGAAAUAG
Molecule: messenger RNA, 2841 nt
Organism: Phycodurus eques (leafy seadragon)
Lineage: Eukaryota; Metazoa; Chordata; Actinopteri; Syngnathiformes; Syngnathidae
Gene: itih2
Product: inter-alpha-trypsin inhibitor heavy chain 2
Biological process (GO): hyaluronan metabolic process
Molecular function (GO): serine-type endopeptidase inhibitor activity
Source: RefSeq, a predicted model, not a curated record